UUGCAGGAACAGGACCCGAGCCUAAUUAAUCCUUAUCAGUGUCCUGACUAAUGCAGAACUGCUCAAACAUAUCAUCUGUACUCUUGUCCUGGCAUUAUGUAAGAGGGAGCGGAGUGCCAUGACGCGUAAAUAAUGUCUUCAGAAAUCACGAGCUGAGCACCACUUCGACCCUCCCUCUUGUGCCACCCUCGAGCUCAUUCCUCCCUCCAGUCAUGAUGGCGAGACAGAGGGCCGGGGUCUGUCUCUCAGUGGCCCUGUGGGUGUGGUGUGCCAGUGUUUGUGUCGCUGAGGCCAAGAACAAAUAUCUAGUGCAUCCUGAAAGUCCCAGUGCCACUAGACCGCCCCUCGCCGCCCCUUCCUCUCGUCUUGGUGCCAAUGAUAAUGACACUUCAACACCGUCCCCGCCGCCUCCUUUCCUCACUUCUGUCGAAGGCGUGGACAGGCCGCAGGAGGCGAAGAUGGAAGCUCAGAAUACCAGUGAGAGGGAGCCACAAGUACGGGAGGCUGCCGGCAAGAGAAAUCCAAGUGUUAUAGGCGGCCUUCCAAUGAACAGAGGCGCCUCGUCGACACCCACGGCAGAGCAUUUAAGGGCCGCCACGUCCUUAGCGGGUAACCUGGCGCUGCUCCUUAUCUCCGUGAUCAUUGCCGGGGCUCUGUUCGUCAUGGUGGUGUGUUUCAUUCACAAGUGGAGGGAGAACAUGGGCACGGGUCGGUACCCUCGGGUCGUCUACUCAAUGCUGCGGCAGAGCGAGGAUGAGCCCGAAGAUGUGCUGGGAGAGAUCCUCAUCAAUAUUGGGCUUGCAGCUCCAGGGGAUUCCCGCCCUCUCACACCUUCCUCCUCCUCUUCCUCCAGUCGAUCCUCCCCAGCACCUGCUGAGCCGAUGAACAUAAAUGAUCUAGAGGGGAGCAAAUUCACCACAAUUCCACUGAGAUCAGAUGAAGCUGCCAAGAGGCUAAUGGCACCUGAACCUGAGGAAUCAGACGAGGAGUUGCUGCAGUGAGUGAGGACAAUUAUAAAGGCGAAGAGGAAGACCGGGUCGAGGUAAGGCAUCCGGACGUGGCAUCACUCAG
Molecule: messenger RNA, 1071 nt
Organism: Eriocheir sinensis (Chinese mitten crab)
Lineage: Eukaryota; Metazoa; Arthropoda; Malacostraca; Decapoda; Varunidae
Exons: 5
Coding region: 213-1001 (262 amino acids)
Source: RefSeq, a predicted model, not a curated record